This is a messenger RNA of Apodemus sylvaticus (European woodmouse), 7256 nucleotides long. It is a transcript of the gene Fnip2, whose product is annotated as folliculin interacting protein 2. The transcript is spliced from 18 exons. Gene Ontology annotation, molecular function: protein-folding chaperone binding; ATPase inhibitor activity. Lineage: Eukaryota; Metazoa; Chordata; Mammalia; Rodentia; Muridae. Gene Ontology annotation, cellular component: cytoplasm. The coding region runs from base 493 to 3909 and encodes 1138 amino acids. The record is from RefSeq and is a predicted model, not a curated record.
CCCGCUCCACCCUCCCCUUUCCUGGCGCUCCUCCUACAUCGCCCCUUCCUACACUCCUCUCUCCCACUCCUUCUUUUUCCUCCCCACGUUUCCCUCUCCAUCCCCUGCGCUCCUCCCAGUCCCUCUUGCUCCUCCCACUCCCUCGUGCUGACGCUCCUCCCCCCCCCUCGUGCAUCCCUCCCUGCUAUCCUCGUGCUCCUCCCUCCCUCAUGCUCUCCCUCCUCUUCUUCCCGUGCUCCUCCCUCUCCCUCGUGCUGCCCUCUCCGCGCUCCUCCUCCCGCGGCAGCGAGCUGUCAGCCGGGCGGGCGGGCUCCGUCAUAUGACCGGCCGGCGGCCGCGGCGCCGCACCUUCCGUCCGCAGCAGCGGUCCCGCGCUCGCGCCUCUCCGGGCGGCCGCGCCCCCGUCGCCAUGGCCCCGCCGCGGCCGCCGUGGGCUGCGCGCUGAGCCGUCGGGUCCCGGAGCGUGGACGCCCCGGCCGCCGCGUGCAAGCCAUGGCCCCGACCCUGCUGCAGAAGCUCUUCAACAAAAGGGGCGGCGGAGCAGCGUCCGCCCAGGCCCGGGCGCCCAAGGAGGAGCCGGCCUUCAGUUGGUCGUGUUCAGAGUUUGACUUGAGUGACAUUCGCCUGCUAGUGUACCAGGACUGUGAGAGGAGAGGCAGACAAGUCAUGUUUGAUUCCAGAGCUGUUCAGAAGAUGGAAGAGGCGGCAGCUCAGAAAGCAGAGGAUGUGCCCAUUAAAAUGUCAGCCAGAUGCUGUCAGGAAAGCGGCAGUGCCGGCGGCAGCGCCGGCGGCAGCAGCUCUUCCCAUAGCUUUGGAGGAUCUUUACAGCACGCUAAGGAGCAGCUUCCAAAGUACCAGUACACGAGGCCAGCAUCUGAUGUCAACAUGCUUGGAGAAAUGAUGUUUGGCUCGGUCGCAAUGAGUUACAAAGGCUCCACCCUGAAGAUACACUACAUACGAUCUCCUCCACAGCUGAUGAUUAGUAAAGUCUUUUCUGCUAGAAUGGGGAGCUUCUGUGGGAGCACAAAUAACCUGCAGGACAGCUUCGAAUACAUCAGCCAAGAUCCUCAGGCUGGAAAACUGAACACAAAUCAGAGCAGUCUGGGUCCUUUUCGUACUGGAAGUAACCUAGGUCUGCUGCAGGCGUGCAGCGGCAGACUGCUGCAGGGGGUGUCUGAAGGAGGACCUCUCCGGCUCACCCGGAGCGCUUCUUUCUUUGCAGCACACAGCACACCUGUUGAUAUGCCAAGCAGAGGGCAGAAUGAAGACAGAGACAGCGGCAUUGCUCGAUCAGCUUCCCUGAGCAGCCUUUUGAUCACGCCCUUCCCGUCUCCGAGUUCCUCCUCCUCCUCCUCCAGCAGUUACCAGCGCCGCUGGCUUCGAAGUCAGACAACGAGUUUGGAAAAUGGCAUCUUUCCAAGGAGGUCAACUGACGAGACAUUUAGCUUGGCCGAAGAAACCUGUAGCUCUAAUCCAGCCAUUGUUAGACGGAAGAAGAUCGCCAUCAGCAUCAUCUUCUCCUUGUGUGAGAGAGAGGCAGCACAGCGCGAUUUCCAGGACUUCUUUUUCUCCCACUUCCCCCUGUUUGAAUCUCACAUGAACAGGCUGAAGAGUGCAAUUGAAAAGGCCAUGAUCUCCUGUAGGAAGAUCUCUGAAUCCAGUCUCCGGGUCCAGUUCUAUGUGAGCCGUCUGAUGGAAGCACUGGGGGAAUUCAGAGGGACUAUCUGGAACUUAUAUUCUGUUCCAAGGAUAGCUGAACCAGUAUGGCUUACCAUGAUGUCGAACACCUUGGAAAAAAACCAACUCUGCCAGCGCUUUCUCAAGGAAUUUAUACUUCUGAUUGAACAAGUCAACAAAAACCAGUUUUUUGCUGCCUUACUGACUGCGGUGUUAACCUACCACCUGGCCUGGGUACCAACCGUCAUGCCUGUUGACCACCCUCCCAUUAAAGCCUUCUCGGAGAAGCGUACCUCUCAGUCAGUGAACAUGCUGGCCAAAACACAUCCAUAUAAUCCUCUCUGGGCACAGCUGGGUGACCUUUAUGGAGCUAUAGGCUCUCCGGUGAGACUGACUCGCACCGUGGUGAUUGGGAAGCAGAAGGAUUUGGUCCAGCGCAUCCUUUAUGUUCUGACCUACUUUCUCCGUUGCUCUGAACUGCAAGAGAAUCAGCUGACCUGGAGUGGGAAUCCUAGUGAGGAUGACCAGGUUAUAAAUGGGAGCAAGAUUGUAACCGCCUUGGAAAAAGGAGAGGUGGAAGAGUCUGAGUAUGUGGUAGUUACAGUGAGCAGUGAGCCUGCUCUGGUACCACCAAUCCUACCACCAGGGACAACUGAGAGGGGGAGCCCUGAGCCUGCAGGAGUCGCCGAGAUCCCAGAAGGCAUCAGUCCUAGAGAACUGGGUCACAAACCUGAGAAAAACAGAUGCAAGAAGCCAGAGCAGAAUUCUGAGGCCAGUAGCAUGGGGUUCCAAGAGGCAGAACCCGACAGCUUGUGGGCACCUCAAGGGAUAUUCUGUGAGGACAAACAGAAUGACCAAGAGGCAGCCCAGGAUUGUUCUUCAAGACCUCCCAGCUGUGAGGUACCCAGGGUAAGAAGAAGGAUGGACCAACAAACCUUCACUGCAGAGCUGCAUGGGGAGAUGCUAAAGAAGCGAGCAGAGCGGUCAGCAGCCUGGCCCUGCCCUGACAGACAUUCCCAGGAGGAACCUCCUGCUGAAAAGGUCACUUUCCACAUUGGAAGCUCCCUCUCCCCAGAGUCUGACUUUGAAAGCCGCACUAAAAGAAUGGAGGAGCGGUUAAAGGCCUGUGGACAUUUCCAAGGGGCCAGUGCCUCUGCCAGGCCUAGCAUGGACACUGGCCUGAGUCAGGACCAGCAGGGCUCUGGGUGUUCCUUCAAAGCUGACUUUCAAAAGGACAUCACACCUCAGGACCACUCGUCAGGGGGAGAAGUCGUCUCCGAGGACAGAGGCCUCCGAGACAACAUGGCACAUGCUGUGGGACAACUUAGCCAAGUUGAUAGCCCCAUUGCACAUUCCGUUUGUGCAGCAGGAAGUGGCCAGAGACUGCCGGAACAGACUAGAGAUGUGCAAGUAAAGGGCGACAAAGGACCUUCAUCAGAGCCUGUUCCGAACAGAUGUAGACAGCAGGGUGGCCUGCUGAUUGCUGCAGAUGUCCCCUAUGGGGACGCCAGUGGUAAGGCCAACUACAGGAGUGAGGGAGACAUUCCCAGGAAUGAAAGCUUGGACAGUGCUCUGGGAGACAGCGAUGAUGAAGCGGGUGUUCUAGCCCUGCUAGAAGAACUAGGUCACAGUUGUGACAGGACUGAAGGGUCCUUGGAAGUGGAGCUGCCGCUGCCAAGGUCUCAGAGCACCAGCAAGCCAAAUGUUAGGAAUUUCGGCCGCUCACUUCUGGCAGGUUACUGCGCCACGUACAUGCCUGACCUGGUGCUGCAUGGAACCAGCAGUGAUGAGAAGCUGAAGCAGUGCCUAGCAGCUGAUCUGGUCCACACAGUGCAUCAUCCAGUGCUCGAUGAACCCAUAGCCGAAGCCGUCUGUAUCAUUGCAGACACCGACAAGUGGACUGUUCAGGUGGCCACCAGUCAGCGGAAGGUGACGGAUGCCGUGAAGCUGGGUCAGGACGUCUUGGUCUCUAGUCAGGUGUCCAGUUUACUGCAGUCCAUCCUACAGCUCUACAAGCUUCACCUCCCUGCUGAUUUUUGCAUCAUGCAUCUGGAAGACAGACUACAGGAGAUGUACCUUAAAAGUAAAAUGCUUUCAGAGUAUCUCCGGGGACACACACGUGUGCACGUGAAAGAGCUGAGUGUGGUGCUGGGGAUUGAAUCCAACGACCUGCCUCUGCUGACUGCCAUCGCCAGUACUCACUCUCCAUAUGUGGCGCAGAUCCUCUUAUAGCCAACCGCAGGACAGUUCUCACUGGAAGGAGGAAGCUCUCCGUGCCGGCCGCAGCGCGAGAACAGGGAGCAGUCGCCCCUCCCUCGUUGUUCCUGUGGCUGCUGCCUGGUGGCUGUUACUCGGGAGGCUUGGGAUUACUCCAUGCACCGGCAGUUCGUGAUCGUUCAGGAACUCUGAGCCAUGGUCUCCCAGGAAUCAAAAGAAAGUACCCUUUCUAGUGGGAGGGAAACAGAAGCGCCACGGUCAAACUAAACAGACGCCCCCACGCUCUUAGAAUACUGAGGGCUGACACUGGAGUCGGGGGUAACCAAUGCCUAGAACAUUCCAGUAGGAAAGUGUUUCCUGUUCAGGUAUGAGAGAGCAUGAAGGGUCGCUGUGAGAACGAGCUGUGGGUUCUAGGUCAGAGCUCUUCCAUGAACAAGGACCUGAAGAAAGCCACGUUGUGCUACUGUCAGCCUGGAGCUGCAGCAGCUACUGCUGGACAUCGGAUGUGGAAGAGGAUGGCCUGGUGAGAAGAGAGCUCUGGAGACCCACGGUUGACACUUCUCAGAGCCACAGGCAGGUCUGAGAGGGAUUGCUGGUGCAGUAAGCCCAAGAUUCCGUUUGGCACCCUGUUCUGUCAGGUGUUUUGGAGUACGUAGUCUGACACUGGGCACUUGUCUCUGUCUUUAGACCUUUUACCAAAGCUGUUUCCGUGAGCUCAAGCACUCUUCUGUGGCUGAGCUCCCCAGCCCAAGCCUCUUUCCUCCUAGCAGUCUGCCGAUGCGGCUGCCGGCUGGGGAGAGAACUUGCAGCAGCCCUGACAAGGACAGCAGGCAGCCCCAACAUUUAGAAGCAAUCCGUGCGUAAUCUCAGUUUUUACACGAUCAGUUCUGCACUUUUUAAUCCCUUUCAUAUUCUUUAAAAAAAAAUCUUUCCAGAAAUUAACUUGACCAUUUGUAAAACUUACCAAAGUGAAGACUGUAAACCCCAAUUGGUCAUUAAACCUAAAGAACCUUAGUUUACUAACAGUUUAAAACGGUCCAUGUUAAAAUACUUUAAAAACAAAAAUUCUGGUGUUUAAAAGACAGGAGCCAGUCAAGUAAAGUCAAACACUGUCAGCCCCUCAGUCCUUCCCACAAGACUCUGGGGCCUGAAGCUGUGGGAUAGCUUCUGGGGUUCUGUAGUUCAUAUCUGAUGCAGUCCUGGUCCACGUGACAUGUUUGUGUCUCUUCAUUACAAAUACAAGUUAGUUGAGACCACAUGCUCCUUAUACUAGGAGGGCUUGGGGGCCAAAGGCCUACAUUAUCUCUUAGAAGUGAGCCAGGGUGUGGACUCAGACCCCUCCCUCCGUCCCCCCUCCCCCUCCUCUUCCUCCUCUCGCCUGAGCAUCGCUCAUUUUUUUUUUCUUUUCUUGGUGAUAUGUGAAAAUAGAUGGUGCUUCAAGGCACUUAAGAUCUUUAAUUUGCAUUUUUGUAUUUCACAAAGUUGAAGUGUCCCAUUGUGUUAAAUAUCCUUUCCUUUUCUAUUACCUGACAUUUGUUUGCUGUUUUCAAUCUCCUGGCUCCGUGAUGUCAUUGUGUGCCAGGGAACCCCACAUGUGGCACAGCUCUCCGGGCACUGGGUUGUCCUUGCUGUGGAUGAGCUGUCAGAGCAGCGUUCAUAGCCACCCUCGCCAGCUGAGACCUCUCCCUUCCUUCUCCCGGCUUCUCUCAUUGUACGUGGACUCACUGAGGCUGUGGGAUAGCUUCUGGGGUUCUGUAGUUCAUAUCUGAUGCAGUCCUGGUCCACGUGACAUGUUUGUGCGGCAUUCACCAGCUUCUGAGGUUUGGAGAAAAUAACUCUACACAGAAUCACUUCUGUUCUCAUGUAGAUGUAGGAACAUGCUGACAGCCGGAUUGGGGAACUGAGCUGUCAUCAGGCUAAUUCUCAGCUUCAUGAAGAAAAGCUUAGCUAGGCACACUUAAAAGCCUGAAAAAAAUUAAACCUGCCUCUUAAUCUAAUGUUCCAAAUUUCAGAAGAAAAGUGGGAAACCCUGGGCUCAUGUGGGUUAUCUUAGCGCCCCACCAUCCCUUGCUAUUGCAGAGAAAAAUGUGUGCUCUCUGGCUCCUAAGGUGUGGGGUGCUCACGUUUCCUUUGUCUUAAAUUCAGCCUGUUCUCAGAAGCAGAAGAACCAUAAAGCUUCUCAUGGGCUUCUGCUGAGACACACCCACGUCCUGUACCACGGAUGGAUGGCGUCAUUCUGUCAUAGCCGAAGAGUCCAGGAAGGCAUCCCACCUUCUAGGCAUAACUCAAGGGAAAAAUUUUUUUUAAUGUUUAAAUAAAGAAAUCUACCUCAGUUGACAGGAUCCCACCAACCCUGGGGUCUCUCCGGCUCUUCAGUCUCACCUGUGUGUCACUGGGCGGCACUCUGCUUGCUUGACUAAGCAGGCUAGCGAGGCCCAGCGGAGCAGACGCGCGCCAGUGUCCUGUGAUGACCUCUCUCUAGCAUGUUGCAGUUUUAUAUUUGUUAAGUUGAUAAGUAAUAUGAAUGUAUAGGCAAUUGUGUAUGUUUUCAAAAAGGACAAUGAAAACUUAAAGUGUAGCUUCCAUACUUGUGCAUAAUUCCAAAGUAUCUCAUUUUAUCAGUGUUAAAUAGCUUUUGUACAGCUUCAGCCCAUUUUCCAGACGUGUGCUGUUUUAUACAGGAAGUAACUCAUGUUCUCACAUCUCAUGGAGCUGCGUUUACACAUCGCAACUUUUUAACUUAACGUGUUUUUCAGAAUUAACUUUUUUGGAGGGAGGAAAUUCCCCACUUGCUAAGCGAUACUAACCUGUUGUCUGGGCUCUUACAAAUCAGGUCUUUGGAUUUUAUAAACUAGUCUGUAGCUUUUUAGGUUCUUUCUUCGUUAGUUGGAUGUACAUAGUGAUAUAAAACAGCUCUCAAAUUCUUUUAAACAGCUGACGUUUUCCAUUGAUGCACACUCGGGUAUUAUGUUCACGCAGACUUUCAUCAUUAAAUUGAAAAAGUCCACAGCUUCUCUUAGUUAAUGUGAACCCUUUGUUUUUAUUGUGCUUGGUGGAGAAGAAUACAAUUCUUGCUUAAUUCCAGAAGCCCCCUUUGAAUGUUUUUUUUUUUUAAACGUUAAAAUUUGGUAAACAUCUGGAACAUGUAUUUGCAUUAUUUUUAAAUUUCAGUGUUUAAAAAGGAGAGCAUUCUGGGCUGUGUUGUUAUUGAUCUUUCAUUAAGAGAAAUUGAUAGGAAUGUUUUUUUCAGUUAAUUGAGUGGAUACAACGUCAGUGUGUGGAACUUUUUCCUAAAACAACAUUCAUGUAUUAUUUUGAUCCAUUUCUCUGUGACAUUUGGUGCAAUAAACUUUUUAAAUUUA